CUGAUGGCUUAAAAUAUCAAUAAAACAAAAAUUUGAUUUCUGAAGAGCGUUUAAAAACUAUUUAGAUAUAUAUCUGCAUAGUUACCCACAUGCAAAUUUUGCUAUGAAAGUGCCUGGUUAGCUCAAUGGCUAGAGCGUUUGCAGCCUUACAAAUUGGAGCAUCUCCAGAGGGUACACCGGCUACAAUUGAUAAGAUUUUAAGCUAUGAAAAGGAAAUAGUUGACAAGAAGAUCGAAUUAGUCUGUAUUCCAGAGGCAACAAUUGGAGGUUAUCCUAAAGGAUCAUCCUUUGGAACUCAGUUGGGUUAUCGCUUACAAUCGGGUAGAGAAGAGUUUGCUGAAUAUUUUAAGAAUGCUAUCAGUAUCCCAGGUCCUGAAAUAAAAGUAUUGGAAGGUUUAAGUAAACGCACUGGAGCUAUCAUUUCUUCAGGAGCCAUAGAGAAAGAUGGCUCAACUUUAUAUUGUACUAUGAUUUAUAUUGAUCCCAAAUUAGGUUAUAUUGGAAAACAUAGAAAACUUGUACCUACUGGAUCUGAAAGACUUAUCUGGGGUAGUGGAGAUGGCUCUACAUUAUAUACAACCAAGACAGACAAACUUGGAAACAUUGGAGGAGCUAUUUGUUGGGAAAAUUUCAUGCCAUUAUUAAGGGCAUCAUUCUAUGCUAAAGAUCUUAGUAUUUAUUUGGCACCAACUGUAGAUGAAAGAGAAGUUUGGAGAUCGUUAAUUAAAACAAUCGGGGUUGAAGGGAGAUUAUUUGCAAUUUCUGCAGUACAAUUUUUACCACCAGCUGAUCAAAUUGGUUUAAAUUUGCCAGAAUGGGAGCCAACCAGAAAUGUAAUUAAUGGGGGAUCAAUUAUAGUUAAUCCUUAUGGAGAUAUUAUAGCAGGCCCAUUAUUAGGAAAAGAAGGAAUUUUAAGUACCGAAAUUGAUUUGGAUAUUUUGAUUGAAGCUAGAUACGAUCUUGAUUUAAAUGGUCAUUAUUCUAGAAAUGACAUAUUUCAAUUACAUGUCGAUGAAACCGAGAGAAAGGGAGUCAUUUUCAAGUAG
Hyphopichia burtonii NRRL Y-1933 is the source of this 1046-nucleotide messenger RNA. RefSeq names its product carbon-nitrogen hydrolase family protein. The coding region runs from base 126 to 1046 and encodes 306 amino acids. Gene Ontology annotation, molecular function: catalytic activity. The record is from RefSeq and is a predicted model, not a curated record. The transcript has 2 exons. NCBI's taxonomy places the organism in Eukaryota, Fungi, Ascomycota, Pichiomycetes, Serinales, Debaryomycetaceae.